Molecule: messenger RNA, 240 nt
Organism: Haemonchus placei
Lineage: Eukaryota; Metazoa; Nematoda; Chromadorea; Rhabditida; Trichostrongylidae
Source: the annotation of a GenBank genome assembly
CCUGACUGGACCAUAGCCUUUCCCACCGGCACACGACAGCUAGUUUUAAUUGAAAUAAUUACAAAUGAUUUUGAUCAAGAAUGUCUUAAAGUGUUUUUUUCGAUGGUCCUACUCAUCCAAUCACCAGAUUUGUUAACAAUGAACGGCACUUACUUUUACUUCUUGGGCUUAUUUGACGGUGGUGGUGGAGCUCUAUUCACUCUUCAUGUUAUAAGUAAGACUUUGAGACUUUUGAUUUAA